Messenger RNA from Gamsiella multidivaricata, 1575 nucleotides. RefSeq lists its product as uncharacterized. The transcript has 3 exons. Bases 1 to 1575 code for a protein of 524 amino acids. NCBI's taxonomy places the organism in Eukaryota, Fungi, Mortierellomycota, Mortierellomycetes, Mortierellales, Mortierellaceae. The record is from RefSeq and is a predicted model, not a curated record. Gene Ontology annotation, molecular function: protein binding.
AUGCCAGCAGAAGCCAUGAAUAUAGAUCAAAUCGAGAGCCCCUUGACUGCCGAGCAUAUCAAGGCGCAGGCGAACCAGGAAUACAAACUUGGCAAUUAUGCAGCAGCGGUCGACCUCUAUGGCCAGUCAAUCAAGAUGGAGCCAUCAAAGGCAACCUACUACGGAAAUCGGUCGGCUGCCCUGAUGAUGAUUAAAAAGUACGCCGAUGCAGCAAAGGAUUGUCAGACUGCCGUCCAACUGGACCCUUCAUUUGUUAAGGGAUAUCUUCGUGGAGCCAAGUGUCAACUGCAACUUGGAAAUGUGAACGAGUCGAUCCGAUUGUACACCAAGGCGCUCGAGAUGGAGCCCAACAACGUCCCGGCCGCCAAGGAGUUGGCCUUGGUCAACCACGUCCAAGCCCAGAUCGACCAGAUUCAGAUGUACAUGAACAACAAGCAGUUCGGUCUCGGUGCAAAUGCCUGUGAUCGUCUCUUGAGCAUGGUCGACGCUGUGCCAAGAAAGUGGAUGAUCUGGAAGGGAGAAUGCCUAAUUGGCAAGAAGGACUUUAGCGGUGCUAGCUCGGUUGCAAUGGAUCUUCUCCGUCAGGACGCACAGAACUCGGACGCCAUCUAUCUCCGCGCCCAGGUUUUGUAUAGUCAAGGCGAGAAUACUAAGGCCGUAACGCACUGCGCUGAAGCACUACGAUGCGAUCCUGAUUGCUCCAAGGCACGUGUGCUCAUGAAGAAGGCCAAGAACCUUGAGGCGCAAAAGACGGCUGGUAACGAUGCCUUCAAGGCUGGCAAGCUGCAAGAGGCAUACGAUCUUUACACUGCAGCGCUGGCCAUCGACCCCGAGAACGAGAGCACCAACAGCAAAUUGUAUUCAAACCGAGCAACAGUCUUGGCGAAGUUGGGACGGCAUGAGGAGGCCAUCAAAGACUGUGAUGCAAGUUUGAAGCUCGAUUCAUCGUUCGUCAAGGUGCUACGCAAGCGUGCCGAGUGCCAGCUCAAGCUAGAGAAGUACCAGGAGGCAGUCAAUGAUUUGAAGGCUGCAUUGGAGUUUGAUAAGAGCAACAGAGACGUCCGGAGGGAGCUCCAGGCAGCCGAGCUAGAGUUGAAGAAAUCGCUGCGUAAGGACUACUAUAAGGUGCUCGGUGUCACGAAGGAUGCAAGCGACAGUGAGAUCAAGAAGGCGUACCGGAAACAGGCUCUCAUCUACCAUCCAGACAAGAACGAUGGCGAUGCAGCAGCCGAGGCCAAGUUCAAGGACAUCGGGGAGGCUUACGGUGUCCUGAGUGACCCAACAAAGAAGAGCCGCUAUGAUUCCGGCAUGGAUAUCGAGGGCGGUAUGGGCGGUAUGGACGAUUUCGGUGGCAUGGGAGGCGGACCAGACGUGAACUCGAUGUUCUAUCAGAUGUUUAUGAACCAACAAGGCAUGGGUGGUGGUGGUGGUGGUGGUGGUGGGUCUCCCUUUGGUGGAUUCGGUGGCGGGUCACCCUUUGGUGGUGGCGGUGGAUUCGGGGGUCAUGGUGGGUCACCGUUUGGCAGCCAAGGCGGCCGCGGUGGCCGCCAGCAGCACGGCUUCCACUUUGAUUAA